AUGGUGAAUGGAGGAGAUAGCAGAUUGUGCAUUACGAGUCUUAGAUCGGGAGAAAAGGGAGGAAAAGAGAGAGGAAUUGAGAGAAAAGGAUCUAUUGAUGGUGCAAACAAAGGUGGUGUUGGAUUUGGGGAGAGAGAUGAGGUUGGGAGAGGUACUAUAGGUGAUGGACGUAGUGGUAAGAAUGGUGGUAAGGGAGUAGAGGGAGGUGGGGUAGUAGAGACUAUAGGGAUUGAGUGCUUGAAUGGAAAGGUGGUUUCAUCAAAUGUCACAUGGCGACUAAUGUACACUUUACCUGUUUUGGGAUCAAGGCAUCUGUAUCCCUUAUGUUGA
Messenger RNA from Prunus armeniaca (apricot), 330 nucleotides. Lineage: Eukaryota; Viridiplantae; Streptophyta; Magnoliopsida; Rosales; Rosaceae. The record is from the annotation of a GenBank genome assembly.